UUUGUUUCUCAGUAAUCGAACCAUCAUUCAGUGUUUAGGUCUCAGUACAGUUUAAGGCAGGUCUGAGCAAAGAUAGACAUGGACCCUGUUACAGCUGCAGCAGGAGCAGUAGGAGCUGUUGUGGCGGCCCCUUUUGUUCUGGGGGCAGCAGGUUUCACCUCAGCUGGGAUAGCAGCAGGCUCUGUGGCUGCUAAAAUGAUGUCAGUUGCUGCAGUUGUAAAUGGAGGAGGAGUGGCAGCAGGAGGUGUGGUGGCUACUCUGCAGUCAGCAGGUGCGGCUGGUCUGUCAGGAGCUGCCUCUGCAGUUGUGGGUGGUGCUGGAGCAGCAGUGGGAUGGCUGGCUAGCUUCAUCAGCUGAAAAUCCUGACAGAAUAAUGUAUAAGGAAUAAUAAAUACGCUUAUCUGAUGGAAACAAUUGGAAAUUCUAUUAAUGAA
This is a messenger RNA of Scomber scombrus (Atlantic mackerel), 434 nucleotides long. Its product is annotated as interferon alpha-inducible protein 27-like protein 2A. Gene Ontology annotation, biological process: apoptotic signaling pathway. Lineage: Eukaryota; Metazoa; Chordata; Actinopteri; Scombriformes; Scombridae. Gene Ontology annotation, cellular component: mitochondrion; membrane. Bases 79 to 357 code for a protein of 92 amino acids. The record is from RefSeq and is a predicted model, not a curated record. The transcript is spliced from 4 exons.